Molecule: messenger RNA, 3913 nt
Organism: Tremella mesenterica DSM 1558
Lineage: Eukaryota; Fungi; Basidiomycota; Tremellomycetes; Tremellales; Tremellaceae
Exons: 15
Coding region: 37-3861 (1274 amino acids)
Biological process (GO): transmembrane transport
Cellular component (GO): membrane
Molecular function (GO): ATP binding; ATP hydrolysis activity; ABC-type transporter activity
Source: RefSeq, a predicted model, not a curated record
UCAAGGCAGACAAAGAGGUUUCGAGAUCCUGAAGAAAUGAAAGAGCAGGAUGUCCCGGCAUCUGUUGGUUUACUCGACCUGUUCCGCUUCUCCACCCCCGUCGAGAAAGUUUUGAUGAUAGUCGGUCUCAUCUUGUCGGCGGCAUGUGGUGCAGCUCAACCUCUCAUGACGCUCAUCUUCGGUCGACUCACCUCGUCUUUCACCUCCUACGCUAUUGCACUCAAUCAAGUCGCACAAUACGGGAACACUCCGGAAACCGCUGCUGCCAUUGAAGCGUCUCAACAUCGACUCAGAACCGACUCGGGGCGUGAUGCUCUCUACCUCCUCGCGAUGGGUUUGGGAACUUUCAUCUGUACAUGGGUGUUCAUGUUCAUAUGGAAUUACACGGGCGAACUUAGUACAAAACGACUGCGGGAGGAGUACGUUCGAGCGGUUCUGCGACAAGAAAUCGCCUACUUUGACGAUGUCGGUGCUGGGGAAGUUUCUACCCGUAUUCAAACGGACUGUGACCUGGUUCAAGACGGUAGCUCGGAGCGUGUCGCGCUCGUUGUUCAAUACCUCAGUACCUUCAUCACCGGUUACGUUCUCGCUAUUGUUCGAAGCUGGCGCCUCGCCCUCGCCCUUGCCAGUAUCCUAAUUGUACUCAUGGCCUCGGGAACCUACAUGAUGAUGGUCAUGACGAAAUACAGCACUGUCUCUCUUGAGGCCAUUGCCAAGGCGGGCUCGCUUGCCGAAGAGAUUAUCGGCUCAAUCCGAACGGUUCACGCUUUCAGCACGGGAUCCACCCUGAGGAGGAGAUUUGACGGACACAUACAGAGUAGUCGACGGGCAGGAAGGUCGGAUGCUCUUGUGGAAUCAGCUGGUGUUGGAGUGAUGAUCUUUUCCAUCUGGUCCGCCUAUGCCCUCGCUUUCUUUUACGGCGGCAUUUUGGUUGUACAAGGUCGAGCCAACUCGGGAAUCGUAGUCACAGUCAUCAUGUCUAUCCUCAUCGGGUCGUUUUCCAUGGCGAACAUGACGUCCGAGAUGAUGGCAGUGUCAAAAGCCCAAGGGGCUGCUGCCAAACUGUACGCCACUAUCGACCGGAAACCAGCCAUUGAUUCUUCUGAUACAAGUGGGCAUCGACCGAACCAUAUCGACGGGACUAUCAGUUUUGAAGGGGUCAACUUUCAUUACCCCUCUCGACCAGACGUGCCGAUCUUGAAAGACUUCAGCCUGACUCUCCAAGCCGGUCACAAAAUCGCCCUAGUCGGCUCAAGCGGUAGCGGAAAGAGUACUGUCGUCUCCCUCAUUGAACGUUUCUACGAUACUGUGGAAGGCGUCAUCCGACUCGACGGCCAUGACUUGAGAAGUUUGAACCUGAAGUGGCUUCGCAGACAGAUCGGACUUGUGCAACAGGAACCCACUCUCUUUGCGACUUCUGUCAGGGCCAACGUCGAGCAUGGUUUGAUUGGUACUCAGUGGGAGGACUCUUCUCAAGAGGAGAAACGCAAACUUGUCGAACGUGCAUGCAGAGACGCAAACGCGCACGAUUUCAUUUUGAAGCUUCCAAAUGGAUACGAAACGAUUGUGGGCGAACAUGGGAAACUUCUUUCUGGUGGUCAGAAGCAACGGGUCGCUAUCGCUCGUGCUAUUGUAUCCGAUCCGCGGAUCCUACUCUUUGACGAGGCCACCUCAGCUUUGGAUACGAAAUCAGAAGGAAUAGUACAGGAUGCUCUUGAUAAAGCCGCUCGGGGACGAACGACUAUGACUGUGGCUCAUAGACUCUCCACCAUCAAGGAUGCAGAUCUCAUCAUCGUCAUGGGGGAUGGACAGAUCCUGGAACAAGGAACACACGACACACUACUUCAAGACGUCUUCGGACCGUAUGCCCAACUUGUAGCCACUCAAAACCUGAAUAAGGCGAAUGACGAUCAAGACCCCGGAAAGAAAAUGAAACACCUCAAUAUCAUCGAUAGCCAAUCGUCUAGUGAUCUCGGCAACCCCUAUUAUCCAUUCCAACCUGAGAUGAGUGGCACAGAGGAUACCUUGGAAGGGGAGAAGCAAGGCAUGAUUCGGCGGCUGGAUGAUGUUGGACAGAGAGUUACUCCGGCCAGGAAGCUCUACCAUCGCUUACUCCGUAUCAACUCUGAAGAUCGUUGGAUUUAUCUCUUGGCAACUUUUGGGUCAGCCUGCGCAGGGGUCGUGUAUCCAGCAAUGGCCAUUGUCUUUGGGAGAGCCCUUCAAGCAUUCCAGAGCUCAGACGUACAUUUGCUCAAACAUGAGCUCACGAAUAACGCACGAUACUAUUUCAUUACCAGUCUCCUUGCUGGGCUAUCUAUCUACCUCCAGAUCAUGGGCUUUUCAUGGACCGGGGCGAACCUCAAAGCAAAGCUGCAAUCUCGACUCUUCACCGCAGUUGUCCAGCACGAUGUUGCAUGGUUUGAUGAGGAACAAAACUCUACCGGCGCGGUCACCUCUGAUAUCACCGGAUUACCGCAACGAAUCGAAGGUCUCUUUGGCACCACUCUUGGGUCAAUCGUUCAGACCAUAGCUACCGUCAUCAGUGGUUGUGUGAUCGGCUUAGCGUAUGGCCCUCUCCUUGCUCUGAUCGGAAUUGCUUGUAUCCCAUUGUUACUCGCAGAGGGUUAUAUAAGUCUCAAGAUUGUAGUACUUAAAGACGCCAAGAUACAGAAACUUCAUGCGCCUGCCUCCCAUCUGGCCGCCGAGGCAGCGGGAAACAUUAGGACCAUUGCAUCAUUGACCCGAGAAGACGAAGUGAACGAGAUGUAUUCGAAAUCGUUGGAAGGACCACGAAACGUCGCGAUUCGCUCUUCGAUUCCUUCACAAGCUCUGUACGCCGCUAGUAAAGGUAUCAGCUUUCUCAUAAUCUCCCUCGUAUUUUACGUCGGUGCGUUGUGGAUCAUAUCGAAUAGAUACUCGACGGCGGAAUUCUUCACCGUUCUCAUGGCCGUCAUCUUUGCUAGUAUUCAAUCCGCCAAUAUAUUCACCUUUGUUCCAGACGCGACGAAGGCCAACGGCGCGGCAAAGAAAACCUUUCAACUUCUUGAUGAGGUACCGGCGAUUGAUACGCUAUUGGGCCAAGGUAUACAUCUGGAUGAGACUAAACCCAAUGGUUAUAUUCGACUUGAAGGUGUACAUUUCCGAUAUCCCUCCCGACCCGAGAUUCAGGUGCUCUGGGACCUCACUUUAGAUAUCCCACAAGGUUCCUAUGUGGCUAUCGUUGGACCUUCGGGUUGCGGUAAAUCCACCAUUAUCCAACUUUUAGAACGAUUCUAUGACCCGCUUGUUGGUCGAAUCACAAUGGACGGUGUUGAUAUUCGACGACUGAGCAUCUUGGACUAUCGAGCACAAAUGUCGCUCGUCUCUCAGGAACCUACGCUCUACUCCGGUUCCAUACGGUUCAACAUCCUUCUCGGUGCUAACAAACCAAUAGAUCAAGUUAGUGAGGAAGAGCUCGUUUCCGCUUGUAAGGAUGCCAACAUUUACGACUUCAUCAUGUCUCUUCCUGAUGGGUUUGACACGGAAGUAGGUCGAUCUGGCUCGCAGUUGUCAGGUGGUCAGAAACAACGUAUCGCCAUCGCUCGAGCUUUGGUAAGGAACCCGAAGAUCUUGUUACUGGACGAAGCUACCUCUGCACUUGAUUCACAGUCCGAAAGGGUGGUGCAAGAAGCGUUAGAUCGGGCUGCUAAAGGUCGGACCACUAUAGCUAUUGCCCAUAGGUUAUCGACCAUCCAAAAGGCUGAUAUCAUAUACUGCCUCGCCGGUGGUCAAGUAGUGGAGAAAGGGACGCAUGACGAGUUGUUAGCUAGACGGGGUACUUAUUACGAAUUGGUGCAGUUACAAAAUCUAAGUAGGAGAUGAAUACGCCCGGCAGAUCAGGACAAACAUGCAGAUACGGGUUAUUUAGCUUACU